Messenger RNA from Ostrea edulis (European flat oyster), 1353 nucleotides. RefSeq names its product heat shock factor 2-binding protein-like. Bases 18 to 1133 code for a protein of 371 amino acids. The record is from RefSeq and is a predicted model, not a curated record. NCBI's taxonomy places the organism in Eukaryota, Metazoa, Mollusca, Bivalvia, Ostreida, Ostreidae. Gene Ontology annotation, cellular component: cytosol. The transcript is spliced from 10 exons.
UUAGUGGGAAAUUUAAAAUGGCAAAGAUUAAUGGGAACCAGAUUAAUAAGGAAAGCGAAAAUACAUUGAGCCACUUUGUUUCUGAAGUAAAUACAAAGCAUGACUCGAUACUUGCUAGCUGGGAAAAGUAUAGAGAGGAAAAUAUAGAACAUCAAAAUUCAGCACAGGAUUUGCUGUUGGUCAGUCGAGAUGAUUUGUCCAGACUUGUCAUUGAAAUCCAAAAGCUGACGACAAAGUCAACCAAACCUAAAUCUGCAGCUGGUAGAGCUGCCGCCUCUUUACAUGCAACUGAGACACUGAAAGAUGAGAUCAAACAGAUCAGACAACAGAACCAAAGCAACUUGACAGAGAUAUCGUAUCUACGGACCCGAUGUGAAACGGCGGUGGCAGAAUGUCAACUGGAAAAACAGGAGAACAUUCGGUUACGCCACAAGGUGGAUUUGCUGACUCAACAGUUAAGCCAGCAGUCAGAGUACUGCUCCAGUCUCGGAUCCGCCUGCUGCACUCUGUUAUGGAGAGUUUCCAGAAAUGAGGAUACCAUACAAUCCAUCCUUAUUGGGAGGAAAGUAGAAGAGUUCCUGACCCUCGUUUCGAAUACGCUCAGCAGUUACGUCAUGACCUACAAAUCUGAUUGGCCUGACGUCAAAUCUGAUGAGAGUCAGUUUGUGCACGCUCUAUGUGGGAUCAUCACUAAUAUUGCGGCCUCUGCUUUUGGGAGGGACUUUUUAAUUAACAAUCCACAUGGGUGUCUGUUGAUCGAUACGUACAUCAUAGUUCUGGAGGAAGCGCCCACUGGAAAGAGUUCACGACUGAAAAAUCUUAUUCUAAUGGGACUUUAUAAUGUGAGCAUCAACCAGAGCGGUAUAAAAUACCUGUCUUCGAAACGCGGGAUGAUGAAAUUAUUAGCCUGGCUUCUACAAGAUGAAGUAGCCACAGAAAAUCAAGUGAAUACUCUGAAGUUGAUCCAGUCUAUGAUGUCAGUUGAUGGCAGCCUUAACAUCAUACACGAACUACUUGAAGAGUUGCCCCAGUCCGUGUUGCAGGAGUUCCAGAGUGACAAAAACAGAGAAAUCAGAGAACUGGCCAAGGAGAUCUUCUCAGACAUCCAAAACCACGUCAGACACGAGCAGUGAUCCUUCACACACAACAUAAUGAGACCACGGCUUUGAAAACUAUAUUUGGACGUUAAAAAACUAAUUUAAAAAGCUACACAUAUCUGAUAUAUACAGUGUGAACAGUUCGUUCCUAAUUGUCAUACACGUAUCUGAUUUGGACUUUUAGUUUCAUUCACUGUUUUGUUCCUCGAUUUUACGGAUUACACUUGUUGCCUGAAAAUAAAAGAAACUUGUUUUA